AUGGUGAUUCAAAUAUACCUGGUAGGAGCGUGUCUUAGAACCCGUCGUGGACGAAUGCUGACCCGGCAGCCAUCUAUUACGACAUUUGGGGAUGGUGUUGCGAGACUUGCACCGUAUCAUUGGGGUCCCUUCGGUUUGAGUGCUUCCUACGCCUUUGUAGACCAUGGUGAAGUUGAACUUGAAAAGUUUCUCAAAUCUCAACUUUUCCGCAUCUGCAGUGAUUGUGAGCUUCGCCUCUUCAGUGCUUCACCUUUCAUCAGCUGCAGUGCUUCUACUCUUCUUCUUCUACUUCUUGACCUCACCGGAAACCGAUUCACCGAAAAAAAUAUGAGCAAGCCAAGAACAAUUGAUUCUUUUUUUAAAAAGAAAAAUGUGGAUAAUUCGGAGAGUAAUAUACAUUUAGAGAGCUCGGUAACUUCAGAACGUGAUGCUUCUAUCACUGACGAGCGUCCCUCUAAAAUUUCAAGAAUCCAACCUGAAGAGAUGGAUGCUACCUCUUUGGAACGUGAUCCAGGAUUACGUCCACAAAUAUGGGAAUUUCUUACUAACCUACAAGAUGAGAUCCGACGUGCCUAUCUUAAAGCUGGUCCAUAUCAACCUAAGCUUUCAGAAUAUCCAUUUUCAGGAAUAGGCAAUCAACGUCGUCGAUUUCAAUUUUCUUGGUUUCAAAGAUAUUCAAAUUGGUUGGAGUACUCACCAUCGAAGAAUGCUAUAUUUUGUCUUCCAUGUUACAUUUUUGCUAAGAAAUCAACAGGCCGUCCAGGAUCAGAUGCAUUUACCAUUAAAGGUUUUGACAAUUGGAAAAAAAUGAAUGAUGGAAUGAAUUGUCCUUUAAUAGGACAUGUGGGAAAAGAUCCAAAUUCACCACAUAAAAAUGCUGUAAAAUGUUGUGAGGAUCUAAUGAAUCAGUCAAGACAUAUUGAUAAGUUAGUUGAAAAACAAGUAUCACAAGAUAUGGAGAAUAAUCAGUUGCAGCUCAAAACUUCGAUAGAAAGUGUUCGAUGGCUUACGUUCCAAGCUUGUGCCUUUAGAGGUCAUGAUGAAAGCUCUGACUCAAAAAAUCAAGGUAACUUUAUUGAACUGAUAAAACUUUUGGCAAGUUAUAAUGAUCAAGUUAAUGAAGUUGUCCUGGAAAAUGCUCCACAGAAUGCCAAAUAUACAUCACCCAAAAUUCAAAGGGAAAUUUUGCAUAUAUUUGCAAAUAAAGUACGGAAUGUGAUUCGCGAAAAAAUCGGGAAUGCCAAAUUUUGUAUUCUUGUUGACGAAGCUCGGGAUGAGUCUAAAAGAGAACAAAUGGCUAUCAUUUUGAGGUUUGUUGAUAAAGAUGGUUUUAUUAGAGAGCGAUUUUUUCAUAUUGUGCAUGUCAAAGAUACUAUGGCACUAACUCUAAAAAAUGAGAUAUGUGCUCUUCUUUCUCAUUACGACCUUCAAAUUGAGAAUAUUCGAGGUCAGGGAUAUGAUGGAGGAAGUAAUAUGCGCGGUGAAUGGAAUGGAUUACAAGCUUUAUUUCUUAAAGAUUGUCCCUAUGCAUAUUAUGUGCAUUGUUGGGCUCAUAAACUACAAUUAGCUUUAGUUGCAGCCUCUAGAGAAGCCAAACAUGUUCAUCAGUUCUUCGUCCAUUUGACAUCCAUUAUCAAUAUUGUUGUUGGUUCUUCUAAACGUCAUGAUGAAUUACAAUCUGCUCAAGCUGCUGAAAUUGAAAGUUUGAUUGCUUCCAAUGAGAUUGAGACUGGAAAAGGGGCAAAUCAAAUUGGUACGCUACAACGAGCUGGAGAUACUAGAUGGAGAUCUCAUUUUCAAUCUAUUUGUAGCUUGAUGAGGAUGUUCAGUGCUACUUGCUCAGUUAUCAAUACUAUCUCAAAUGAGGGAUCAAAUUAUUCUCAACGUGGUGAUGCUGAAGCAGCUUACAUGCAUUAUGAGCUUGAUGUGCUGACGCAUCUAGAUUUUCAAGAUAUGUCUACAUUAUCUGAGCUAUGCAGAGGACUAGCAAUUUCAGAAAAGUCAAAGAUUUAUUAUUUGAUUGACAGGUUAAUUCGUCUAGUAUUAACUCUUCCUGUUUCUACUGCUACUACUGAGCAAGCAUUUUCUGCCAUGAAACUUAUAAAAACUAGAUUGCGUACUCGAAUGGAAGAUGAGUUUCUUGCAGAUCAUUUGCUAGUUUAUAUUGAGAAAGAAAUUGCUAAGAAUUUCACUUCGGAGAUGAUAAUGAAUGAAUUUUAUUCCAUGAAAGAUCGUCGUCGAGCUUAA
This is a messenger RNA of Juglans regia (Persian walnut), 2247 nucleotides long. RefSeq lists its product as uncharacterized. The coding region runs from base 1 to 2247 and encodes 748 amino acids. NCBI's taxonomy places the organism in Eukaryota, Viridiplantae, Streptophyta, Magnoliopsida, Fagales, Juglandaceae. The record is from RefSeq and is a predicted model, not a curated record. The transcript has 4 exons. Gene Ontology annotation, molecular function: protein dimerization activity.